CCUACAGUGGGUACUUCUAACUAACACCACGCGUCUCGAAAACUUUCUUUGCAUCACUUGUAGCUAACGUGUUCGUUGAUAAGAUAAAACAAAAACGCUUAGAAACGCUUGUAGCAUUUUGCGAAAAUUCGUCGAGGUUAAUUUUUAGUAUACCUAUCCACAUAACACGUAACUAUGGAUAUUUAUUGUUUAUACGCGAGAAUCCUGAGAAGAAAAUCUUCACGUUGACCUAUUUUCUUUUUCCAACUUUGAAAUGUCGAGUAUGUGGAAUUUAAACGUUUCAGACACAAGCGAUUUUCUUUCAAUAAAAGAACCGACGAGCAUUGUUUACCCAUGUCAAACUACAUUUUCAACAGGAGUGUUAAACAUGUUGCCUACUACCUCUUUUGACUGGACGUCAUAAAUACGAAAAACAAAUAUGUACUAGUAGAGUAUAGUAAGUGUAGUAUACAAAUGAAUUGGUGUCUACAGCAAUCAAUUGGUGAAUGCAGUGAAGUGAAAAUUAUAAAAUGAUCGGAAAAUUUAUUCAAAGUGGGCUAAUAAAAGAGGUAGUUUAUUCGUGUGUGAUUCUCUCAACGUAUUUGCUAAAUGGUGUAAACCGAAGCUACUUGGCGUUUUUAUUUCAUCAACUCGAUUCACCAGGCUCUUCCAUUGCUGUCAAUGACGAGCAAAAAUCAUGGAUAGCCGCCUUUAUAAACUUACUGAGUCCAUUGGGAUGUUUCAUUGUUGGGAUUAUGAUGGACACUUUCGGGAGAAAGAUCAGCGUACAAGUGAUAUUCAUACCAUUUAUCAUUUCAUGGUUAAUGAUAGCUUUUGCUAAGAAUGUUUCCAUGUUUUAUGCAGCGACCUUGAUACAAAGUAUUAGCGUAGGAAUGUCCUAUGGUACCUCAAUCUACGUAUCAGAAAUAUCAACAGCUGAUCACCGAGGAGCACUGCUAGGCACAAUCGAAAUACUUUUCAAUUUAGGUAUUCUACUCUGCAAUCUCCUCAUGUACUAUUUAAAAUGGUCAACGGUUUCUCUGAUCUUCACCGUCGUAUCAGCAGCCACUCUUCUGAUGACUUUAAUACUACCAGAAUCUCCCACAUGGUUAUACUUGAAAGGACGUAAGGAAGAAGCUAUCGAUACUUUGACUGCAAUUAGAUGUCAAGAUCGAGACUCAAUCAAAACUGAAAUAGAUGACAUGGAGAAUUACAUGUCAUCUCACGUAAAAACCAAACUCACCCAAACAAUCAAAAACUUCCUACGUUCGUGGAGACAAUUUUUCAUCGUGUUGACUAUGUUCAUCCUGCAGCAAAACACAGGAUAUGCUAUAUUGACCAUGUUCAUCAUUAUGAUAGUCGAUCGUCUACAUAUUCCUUACCGAAGCACAGACGUCGCUCUCUUGUAUUCGGUUACUUGCUCUAUUGCAGGUUUUAUAACACCGUAUGUUAUGUAUAAAUUCAAUCGUAAACCUACUUUGGCCAUAUCUGCAAUCGGAAUGUCAGUUUGUGCUGCAGUUGUACCAAUCUAUCAGCAUUUCUUCGAGUCAUACGAUGAGAAACCAUUCUCUUGGAUUAUUCCAGUAGCUUUAUGCUUGUAUGUAAUAUCUUGUAGUAUCGGAGUUCUUCCGGUAGGCUUCACCAUAGCUGGGGAAUUAUUUCCAAAUGAAGUUCGAGGUGUAAUGAAUGGUGUGCAAGGAGCGAUCGCAUAUUUCUACUGUUCAUUGUUGUAUAAAAUCUCACCUUGGUAUUUGACCGCUUUUGGAGCGUCUGGGGUAAUGUGGACGUUUUCUGGGUUCUCUAUGUUGACUGCAUUGUUCAGCGUGUUUAUUUUACCAGAAACUAAAGGUAAGACUUUGAACGAGGUGCAGGAGAAAUAUUUCAAAAAGAAGCGAUAACGAGGAUAAAAAUCAAGUGAUUUCGUUUUGGUGUAGAAUAGAGCUUUCUUAUCAUUAUUUUAUUGCUAUAUAUAUAUUUUUUCAAAUUCUUACUUCUGUGAUGAGAAUUCCCUUAAAUAAAACUAUUAAGACUGAA
This is a messenger RNA of Planococcus citri (citrus mealybug), 2013 nucleotides long. RefSeq names its product facilitated trehalose transporter Tret1-like. The record is from RefSeq and is a predicted model, not a curated record. Gene Ontology annotation, biological process: transmembrane transport. The transcript has 6 exons. Bases 510 to 1877 code for a protein of 455 amino acids. Gene Ontology annotation, molecular function: transmembrane transporter activity. Gene Ontology annotation, cellular component: membrane. NCBI's taxonomy places the organism in Eukaryota, Metazoa, Arthropoda, Insecta, Hemiptera, Pseudococcidae.